GAAGCAAGACUGCGCAGUGCGUCAGUUUAAUUAUCAACAGUGAUUAAAAAAAUUUUUAAUUUUUUUUUUUUUAAAUACAAUUUUAUAAUUUAGUCCAUUUUAAAUUAAAAUUUUAAUUAAGAAAAAAGAAGGGAAUUUUUUUUACAUUACAGAAAAAUUUAAAAAUGAAAUUACAUAUAUUAUUGUCAUUAAUAUUUAUAUUUGAGCGCACAGUGGAUUCAAAUUUCGUAACAACUGCAAGCUUUCAUUACGACGAAGAUCAAAGAUGGAAUCAUGAUUGGACAAUUGAUAUUUUAAUUGAACGCAAUCUCGUUAGUGUGAAGACUGUUUAUCAUUGUCUAGGCUCGCUGGUACAUGAACGAGCUGUACUUACUAGCGCACAAUGUUUAAAUAGGACAACACCAUUAGCAGAUAAUACGAAAGUAAAAGUAUUCGGUGAUACUUAUUUAGAUAUAGAAACUGGAAUUAAAUUAACAAAUAUACAUCCGAUUAGCAAUGUAAGUUAUCAUGAUUGGCAAAGAGAAUAUGAUGGGAAAAAACUGGACUAUGCGUUAAUAAUUCUUUCCUUGCCAAUAUUUUUUGAUAAUGCACCAAAUUUAAUAAAUUUAGCUAACGAAUCGAUUAUCGAUGAAAUUGAUUUUGAUGAUUGCAUAUUAACUUCUUUUACACGUGACAAGAGAAAACAUGAGGUUCCAGUAAAAUGUGUGUAUACUAAGAAUGGUAAUAAAUUAAAUUGUACGUCGAAGGAUCAAGAUGGCGGAUUCUACGAUUCCGGAAGUCCAAUAAGCUGCCAUUUAAAAGAUGCAUCAGACUUAGUAUUAAUUGGAUUCAUAUCAAAAUAUCGUCGAUAUCCGAACGAUGACGGAUCCAGAACGUUAAUACCUAUAUAUACUUCUAUUAUUCCUGUAGGCAGUACGUUACAUUAUAAUUAUGUUAGACGUUAUAUAGAAAACAAUUAAAUAUAUAUACAUAUACAUAUAAAUAGAAUACUCAAAUUAAUUAAUAGCAUGUUUAAUAUGUUCAUAUAUGACGUUACGAAAAAUCUAUACGAUGUUAUUAGUAUAUAUAAUUAUCUGUGAUCAUAUAUGAGCAUGUAUAAUUAUAUAUUAUCUGUAUAUUUAUUUUCAUGGGAUAUUUAAGUAUAAGAAUUUAUGUACCUUUUAAAUAAAAUGUAAAUUUAUAUAAAUAUAUAUAUAUAUAUAUUAGGGUGUUAUUUUAGGGUAAUUUGGGCCCUAUAAAUUUAUAUUGUCUAUGAAAAUUACUGCCCUAGGUAUGGAAUAUACUAUUAUAUAUAUAUAUGAAAAUUAUUUUUUCAAUUAAAUUUUUUAAAUAUAUGGUUUUAAUAUUUAUUAAUAUGUAAAUUUAAUAUAUAUGUUAUUUUGUGAGAAAUAAUAAAUAAUUUGUUAAUUUA
Molecule: messenger RNA, 1411 nt
Organism: Microplitis demolitor
Lineage: Eukaryota; Metazoa; Arthropoda; Insecta; Hymenoptera; Braconidae
Exons: 3
Coding region: 165-959 (264 amino acids)
Biological process (GO): proteolysis
Molecular function (GO): serine-type endopeptidase activity
Source: RefSeq, a predicted model, not a curated record